AUGGGUGUUAUAUAUUCUUUUUCCUGAUGCAGUGACAGGCAUGCUACUCCACUUUACACUACCAAUGAAACUGUUGUUUUAUAUCUUUUUUCUUUUUCUUUUUUUUUUCUAUUCCAAUGGUCCUGACACAAGAUUUUAGUGAAUGGAUUUCUAGUAUGUGCAAAGCAACAACUGCUACUUGAUCUGAAAAUUGCCUGAAAAACAAUACAAAACCUAAUUUUCAAACCAGGUUUUUAGUGCUGCUGAUGAAAUAAACUUAGUUCUGGCAACUGGGUUGCUACUAUUUCUUGUUAGUUUCAAUUUUCAAUUCAAUGGGAAUCGGAAGAAAUGAAGCUUCUCUUUAUUUUCUGGCUUUCUUGUGGUUUCUGGGCUUUGCGGAUGGAUUGCUUUCUGAUAAAGGAGUGAACUAUGAAGUGCAAGCUUUAAUGGAUAUAAAAGCUUCUCUUCAUGACCCUCAUGGAGUUCUUGAGAACUGGGAUAAAGAUGCUGUUGAUCCAUGUAGCUGGACUAUGGUUACUUGUUCGCCAGAAGGCUUUGUCAUUGGCCUGGGCACUCCUAGCCAGAAUUUGUCUGGUACUCUAUCUCCCAGCAUAGGCAACUUAACAAAUCUUCAAGUAGUAUUAUUACAGAACAACAACGUAUCUGGACCAAUACCUGAAGAGCUAGGAAAGCUAGUCAAGCUUCACACACUUGAUCUUUCUGAUAACUUUUUCUCUGGGAAAAUUCCUUCUUCUUUAGGACAAUUGAGAAGCCUCCAAUACUUGCGGCUGAACAAUAACAGUCUGUCUGGAACAUUUCCUCUAUCCUUAGCUAACAUGACCCAGCUUGCCUUUCUCGAUUUGUCAUACAAUAACCUCAGUGGCCCAGUACCCAGAUUUGCUGCUAAGACAUUCACCAUUGUUGGGAACCCUUUAAUUUGUCCAACUGGGUCUGAACCAGACUGCAACGGAACAACACUCAUGCCAAUGUCUAUGAACCUGAAUAGCACAGAAACCAGUUUAUUAUAUCCGGGAACACCUAGAAGUCAUAAAGUGGCUGUUGCUUUUGGAUCAAGUGUUGGGUCUGUCUCCCUCCUCAUUCUUGUAUUUGGAUUACUUCUUUGGUGGAGGCAAAGACGAAAUGAGCAGAUUUUCUUCGAUGUCAAAGACCGACACCAUGAGGAGGUUUCCCUUGGCAAUUUGAGGAGGUUCCAAUUCAGGGAACUUCAAAUUGCAACAAACAACUUCAGCAGCAAGAACAUACUCGGAAAGGGUGGUUUUGGGAAUGUCUACAAAGGAAUUCUCACAGAUGGGAGUGUUGUAGCUGUGAAGAGGCUCAAAGAUGGGAAUGCUGUUGGAGGAGAGAUUCAAUUUCAGACAGAAGUUGAGAUGAUCAGCCUAGCAGUACAUCGUAACCUACUCAGGCUGUACGGAUUCUGCAUCACACCCACAGAAAAGCUUCUAGUUUACCCCUACAUGUCAAAUGGCAGUGUUGCUUCGCGUCUCAAAGGAAAACCAGUCUUGGACUGGGGCACCAGGAAGAAGAUUGCCUUGGGAGCUGCAAGAGGACUACUAUACCUCCACGAGCAGUGUGAUCCAAAGAUAAUUCACAGAGAUGUUAAAGCUGCAAACAUACUGCUUGAUGAUUAUUGUGAGGCAGUGGUUGGAGAUUUUGGAUUGGCGAAGCUUUUGGAUCACCAGGACUCACAUGUCACAACAGCAGUCAGGGGAACCGUAGGGCAUAUAGCCCCGGAAUAUCUUUCUACAGGCCAGUCAUCAGAGAAAACAGAUGUCUUCGGAUUUGGUAUCCUCCUCCUUGAACUAAUCACAGGCCAAAGAGCCCUAGAGUUUGGGAAGGCAGCUAAUCAGAAAGGUGCCAUGCUUGACUGGGUGAGUACCAGUUUAUAUCAGAUUUCACUUUGUUAG
Messenger RNA from Carica papaya (papaya), 1904 nucleotides. Lineage: Eukaryota; Viridiplantae; Streptophyta; Magnoliopsida; Brassicales; Caricaceae. The record is from RefSeq and is a predicted model, not a curated record.